Molecule: messenger RNA, 4896 nt
Organism: Rhodotorula toruloides NP11
Lineage: Eukaryota; Fungi; Basidiomycota; Microbotryomycetes; Sporidiobolales; Sporidiobolaceae
Product: histidine kinase
Exons: 8
Coding region: 1-4896 (1631 amino acids)
Biological process (GO): phosphorylation; phosphorelay signal transduction system
Molecular function (GO): phosphorelay sensor kinase activity; protein binding
Source: RefSeq, a predicted model, not a curated record
AUGACCCGACCACCACCAUUCUCGCGAGCAAACUCGUCACCGACGUUUCCCGCCUCUGUCUCGCCCCUUCCAGCCGACUCACGAGAACCGAAGACGCUCCAUGCCACCGUCUUGCACCAGCUUCCGCUCCCGCAUCUCGUCUUCGACUCGUUCCUCCGCCUCCACGCCCUCAACGAUGCUGCUCGCCAGGUCUUUGGCGUCACUUCCGGGCACGGCGGACCUCAGCCUGGAGGAGAGGCGUUUCCACCCGGCGGAGCAGACGUCUUCUUCUGCGUGACGCCCGAGAUGCAGACGGGCGGCGGAUCUGCGGCUGACAAGAUCAGACGGGAGCUUGAUCGACUUGCCAAGCAUCAGGAGGGGUCGUUCGGGGUGAGCGAGUGGGCGUGGUCGGAGGGAGACAAGGUGGAGCUGAAGAGCGGGCGCGUACCUGGCUUGCGUUGGACCGCGGAGGCCAAGGUUACGCACUUUGUCCCGCCCGAAGUCUCGAAUGACUCGGUGGCGGAGAUCUCGCUCGAGACGGUGCGGCGGUCAUCCUACAUCGGCUCGACGCCUGACGACGAGGAGGCGCUGCCCGACUGGAUCAGCAAGGGACGGAGGGACACGGUCGUGCCGUCUCGAAUGACGACGAGGGCGCCGUGGUACUCGGUUCUCCUGCUUCGACCCUGGCGAGAACCGCAACACCUCGGUCCGUCUCCCGACAAAGUCUUGCACCACCGUCGCUCCUUCUCCCUCGACACCCCUCUCGCCACCCAGGUUCCCUCUUUCGCGCCUUCGUACGUCCCCAUCGACCGCAGUUCCGAGAUGGUCGCUCCUCCGCCUUCUGCCCCAUCGCGAAGAGCAUCUCUCGCUCCAUCCGACCAAACACCUACGCUCGGCUCGGUCCUUGCUUUUCAGAAUCCGUUCAGCCAGUCGACUCUUGCGCAGAGGCGAGGAUCGAACGCUUCGUUGGCGGCGUCUCGAGCUGCUGCGGCGGGCGAAUCGGACGCGGCAAAGGCUGGUGCAGCUACAAGCGGUGCAGCCCUACCAGGAGGCAUGGCGGCCCUCCGGCUGUCCGAGAACACGCUCGCCGAGGCGCAGGCCAUCUCGCCUGGUACUGCGGCAAAGUCGACAGCUGUCGGUAGCGGAGGCACCAUCUCGUCGAGUGGGUCUGCCGGUAGCACUGGCGCGACGUCCCUUCUGUCGACCGCGACCGCAACGACGGCCGGAACGUCGCCCCCCUCGCGUCGGGGCAGCGGAGCAUCGAUGUCGGCGCCCAAGGUCAUUCCCGAAGCUCUGCGAGGGAUGGGCAUCUCCGUCUCGAGCGCCGGCAUCCAGCUCAGCCAGUCGACUCCAAUUGAGAAGCCGCGCUCGGCGCGAGCCUCGAUGCUGUCGAGUGCACCGCUUGAGCUCGACGAGUCUGCCACUACGCCUACAUCGGUCCAACCGCUCGACGGGUCCACCCCGACUCUCGACCGACCUGCACCAAUGUCGCUCCAUCUCCCGCCGCACAAGCACGCAUCCCACCCACUCGCCUACUCCAUCAACCUUUCUCCCGCGAGCUCGUCCUCGACCCCUUCCAGCAUCGCCAGCAGCGUCCCGCCUCCUCUCCCUUCACCUCGUCCGACCUCGCUUCCGCCUCUUCCGGUGAAGCCGCCAACUGUCGCGCCCGACAUGCCCGCUUUGCUCAAGUUUGCCGCGAUCGCCAACCUCCCCAAUACCGGCGUCAUCAUCGCGAAUACCGAGCUCUCCAGCGGCUAUGUCAACGCAACGGCUCGUGAGCUUUUGAUGGGCGUGCCGGCGUCUGACGGCAUCGCGACCGAUUCUCCGAGUCGAGAUGCGAACGGUGUCAAGGAAGAGUGGUGGGAGCUGGGACACUGGUCGGUGGAGGACGAGCCGUGGUCGUCCGUCUCGAACGGGACGCAGGUAUCGAGCGCCUCGCAACCUUUCUUCUCGCCUUCCGCCGAGCUCCGCGCCAACCCACUCGACGCAAACGACCUCACCUUCAAAAGCAUCAUCCGUUCGGGCGAGGCGGUCAGCGUCGAGCGAGGGAAGGGCACGGCAGGAUCCGGCUUGCGCAUUGGUCAGCCGGGAGAGACCUCCAGGCUCCGCACGACUCUCGCCGGUAUCCUCGCGCGAAGUCUCGUGUCGGACGAGCGGAAGAAGGCGGCGCUCGGCAAGGCUGGUGCGUCGACGGGCGGCAAGUCGAACGUGAUCCGCAGCUUUGCCCCCUCGCCGUCAGGCGUGCGAAGUCCCGGGGUCGAAUCCAACGCCAGCAGCAACGGCUCGGGCUCGACGGCGUCCGGCCAUCCUCCGCAGUUCAUUGCCGCCGGCGGUGUCGGAGCGCAGGGCAAGAAGCCGUACAAGGUGUUCGAUCCCGCCUUCGGUCAGCGCAUGAUCGAUCCGUUCGAGCCCUUACUCGAGAUGACCGCCAGGCGCGGGCAGAUGCCGCCUUCAGUCAACCUCGACGAUUCUGACGAAGAGGAAGACGGCAGUUCGGCGUCGAACGGCAUGAUCGUGGGCGUCGAAGUCGAGGUCUGGGAAGCGGACCCGGCGUCAGCUCUCCGACAGAACUCGUUCGUCGCGGCGGAGCCAGAACUCGUUGCACAGCGCAAGAAGCGUAUACGGCGUCGGAUCCUCGAGGUCACUGCCUCGCCCAUCUUUGCGCCUCGCAACGACGGAUCCAAGCACCAUCUCGGAGGCGUACUGCUCGUCCGCGACGUCACGGACGACCGGAAGCGAUGGGAGUCGCGCGGCGAGCUGUCGAGCAAGAAGAAGAAGGGGAAGGAGGGCUACUUCAAGCAGAUCCUCGACAACCUGCCGCAGCUCAUCUGGACAACGAGCAAGCUUGGCUCGCACACCUACUACAACAAGGUCUGGUAUGACUACACCGGACUCGAGCCCGAACAGUCGCUCGGCCUGGGCUGGCAGUCGCCCUUUCAUCCCGACGACAUGCCCGGUACACUCAAGGCGUGGAGUCACUCGCUCGAGACGGGCGAGCCUUACGCCGUCGAGUACCGCUGCCGCCGCUACGAUGGCGAGUGGCGAUGGAUGCUCGGGCGCGCCCUGCCGUACCGCGACGCCGACGGAGCCAUCCAAGGCUGGUUCGGCACCUGCACCGACUUUGACGAGCUCUACCACAUGCGCGAGAAGUUGCGCAGCACAAUCCAGCAAAACGACGCCGUCGUCCAGGGAGCCGGUUGUCUGCUCAUCGCCAUCGACACGCAGUACCGGGUCACUUUCUUCGAGGGUGCGCACAGGGACGGCGUGUUGGCCGAAGCGCAGGUCGUUGGUCGCGUUGAGGGUCAAGACUACCGCGUGCUCGCGCCCGUGCCGGAACUGCUCGCCGGCGUCGAGAAGGUCAUCCAAGGCGAAGAGUCGAGUUUGCAGGUCGAAUGGCAGCAGCGGCAACGCUCCUAUCGGUGCCUCCUCACGCCUCUCACCGAGCAUCGCGACGGCACGACCCGCAUCAACGGCUGCAUCAUCGUCGCCCACGACAUUACCGACCUUGUCUCGACUCAAGCUCGCCUGCAGCAGUCUUACGAGGAGCGGGCACGUCUUCAAGUCGCCGAGACCGCCGCGACCGAGGCAAGUCGGCUCAAGAGCGAGUUCCUCGCGCUGACGAGCCACGAGUUGCGGACACCAAUCGCACACAUGCUUGGCCUGUCGGAGCUGCUCCUCGCCGAAGACUUGACCGACUCGCAGAAGAACCUCGCCUCGCAAAUCUUGCGAAGCGGAGACGUGCUCCUUGAGAUGAUCGGUCAAGUCCUGGACAUGGGCAAGGUCGAGGCCGGCAAGCUUGAUCUCGAGGUGCGGCCGUUCAGCCUGAACGACCUUUCUUCCGACGCCCGCCUCUUCGCGACAGCCGCAAGCAAGAAGGGCCUCGACUUCGUCGAAGAUGUCGACGACUUCAAGGUCCCAGUCCAAGGCGACAUGCCGCGACUCCGCCAGGUCCUCACGAAUCUCCUCUCGAACGCGAUCAAGUUCACCAGAUCAGGCUCCGUCACGCUGCGAGUGAAGCGAGUCAAGGAGGACGCGGAGAGUGUCGCGGUUCGUUGGCAGGUUCAGGACACCGGCAUCGGCGUGAAGAAGGAGGCCAUCGGCAGUCUCUUCAAGCCCUUUCACCAAGCGGACGUUUCCACUUCUCGCCAGUUCGGCGGCACAGGUCUCGGGCUCUCCAUCUCGAAGAACCUCAUCGAGCUCAUGGGCGGCUCCAUCCGCCUCGAGUCCGAGUACGGCGUCGGCACGACCAUGACUGUCGACCUCAAGCUGCCCAAGGUUCCCGAGCUGCUCGUCGACCAAGCCGCCGCCACGCUCGCCAGCGAGGAGGACAUCCGGCGUGACGACAUCUGGGUCCUCGUUGUUGACGACAACAAGCUGAACCGCGACAUCAUUACGCGACUACUUAUCAAGAUGGGCUUCAACGUCGACAGCGUCUCCAGCGGAUACGAGGCGCUCGAGCACGUCGAGAAGAAGGCGUACGACGUCGUUCUGAUGGACCACCAGAUGGACGGCUUGGACGGCCUCGAGACGACUGUCCGCAUCCGCAAGUCUGCGAACCCGCAAGUGGCCGAUCUCAAGGUCAUCGCCCUAACCGCAUCGGCUCUCAAGGGUGAUCAGGAGAAGUUCCUUGCGAGCGGAGCCGACGGCUACUUGUCAAAGCCCGUACGGUCCGCCGUCCUUCGAUCGACAAUCCUCCGCACGCUGCAGACGCCGCAUCCGCCCAACUUGGCUGCCGCCGUUUCCGCCGUCGACGGCGCCGCCAAGAUCGUCUCCGCAUCGCGCCUUAGCGAGGUGACGCCCAGCGUUUCAUCUAAAGACGCGAAGGUGAAUGGCGAAUCGCAAGCCGGACUCGACGACUCCGUUCCGCCCGUUCGCCGUCGUCCAAGCCACCCAUCGUACGGCGAUGGCUCGGAGUGA